GUCGACGCCGCAUCACCGUCGACAACUUGCCAGUGUACAGAGUCAUCUUGCUUGUCUGAUGGAUUUCUCACUUGCUGGGGAACAGCUCCCUAUCUCAUCAUUCUUUACGCAGCGCGGAAGCCAAAGCAAGCCAACGGCGAAGCGUAAAGGAGAUCGAGCGGACGAGACUGAGGACGCGCCUUCGAAGAGAACUAAGCAGAAGGGCCAACCACCUCAUCCAGUGAGGACGCCAGCCGCAUCCAAGGAGAAUGGUCAUUCGCGCGCUCGCUCGGGACCCGAAAAGGCGAACGUAGCUGUGCCUCCUGCCGCUACUGUACGUCGCGACCGUAAUGCCAGUGAGGACGUGAAUGUUUCCAGUCGUCCCAAAGAUGCCGGCGACCACCAUUAUAAUGCUGAGGCCUCGGCCGACCAUGAGCCCUUUCUGACGCCGAGAGACAAAGGUCGACGCCCCAUAUAUGCUGCCUCCACUCUCCCCACUCCGCCACCAACCCUUCCAGCAUCUCGUACUCGCACAAGAGCUCAGCCUGCUGAAUCGCCAUCAUCGACCCCACCAACAGGCAGUGCCAGCCGAAUCUCGGCGGAAAUCUCGAUACCGUCCAAGCCGACAAGUUCUUCGGCGCCGCAGAUCAAGGCCGGAACGGACGAUUCCCAUUCUUCCAACAUUGACAGUGCAGUAUCUCCGGGGAGUACUCAAGAACGAGACAUGAGUUAUAGGCAACAGUACCACCUACUUCUCUACCCGCCUGGGUGGACUCCUCCUGCAGAUAUAUCUAUCCCUUCCUCUCAACCUCAGGAGGAUGACCUGUUCCCCUCAUCUCAACGGAGAGACGAACCUUUGUCGUACUCUCAAGACUUCUACGUCCCGUCAUCUCAGUCUCAAGAACUGUCUGGGUUCAAGUCGCCCACUGUACCUCGAGAGCCAUCGUCACCCUCACAACAUCACAGCCAAUACGAGGUCAUUCCCUCUUCACAAAGCCAGGAACGCGAGUUUGUACUACCCUACGAGAUCACUUGUGGCAGAACGAAGACAUCGUCCAGUGAUAUAGUACCGACAUCGCAACACGAAGAGCUUGAGCUAUGUAUGCCUGGACGAUCGCAGCAAGCUGGAGAUCUCUGGCUCUUGGGCAUAGACCGUCCCGCCCCUAGGGAAAGCCCUGCUCCUCAGAAUGGGCUGAUCGUCGAAUCGCCGGAGCCCGCGUUGUCCUCAAGAGACCGCAUGAAAGAGCAACCUGCUAUGGACAAGCGGCGAGUAGAGUCGCCUAUGGGUUCCAGAGUUCCCUCACCGGUGAGGACUCGUGACAACGAGGCGGUUUCGAGGAACAGGAGCGAAGACGCGGUCACUGCGAUCCAUACCGAGGACGGCGGCGACGCGGAGCCGUCAUCACCUCUCACUCCUCUGACGCCCUCUUCGUUGGCGCCUUCGUCACCGAAACAUGUCUCGCCAUUGCGGCCCUCAUCUAUGCCACCUCCCUCAUUACCUCCACCCGUACCAAUGGUGUCGCCUAUCGCGGGAAGAACGUACACCCCCUAUGAACAACAAGCUUCACAAAAUCCGUCAUAUCAUGAUAUCAGCCAACGAUCGUGCACACCGUCUCAAGUGCGCCAAUUCCGGGAGAUGUUCGAGGAAUCGCACAGCUGGAUUCCGAGCCAGGACGACCUCAGCUUCGGAUCCCAAGUAAAUCUCGAGCAAUUGGCACGCGGGUUGCCAACUGGUACUCAGUCACAGACUGCCGCGUAUCCCCUGGAUCAAUCUGAACACUCCAGGGAGAUACGUAUCGCUCGUAAUCGCGCAAGCGAAAUGUCACCCAGCAACCACGAUUAUCACGCCACCGACAAUCGCAUGUCCACGCAGGAUAACUGGCUUGAGAGCAGAGACUACGUUGAAGGCGCUAGUUUCAGCUCAGAUGGGUCGUCAAUCCCACCGGUAGUAGACGACUUCUUGGCCUUGUUUAGCCAACCGGGUGCACAUACCGAUGAUGUAGAGCGGUAUGGAGACGACGACUGAGCUGGCACUAUUUACGAUUGUAUAUCAUCAUGCCCUUUGUCGAGGAACGAGGCAUGCUCCACGACGAGGGCUUGAUCCGUCUACGACCUGUACGCUUCACUCGCCAGACUGCGUAUCAAUAACCACAUAUUCGUGCCUGCCCCGAAAUUCCUACGAAGAGUUGACCGAUGUUCGUACAUCGCAAUUCAGUCCAAUUAAAACAACCUCAGACUGGUUUGCCCGCGGUGCAUAUCGGCCGGGCUUGGGAACUCGGUCAGUCGAGUCUGGGCAGGGAAGGUCUCGUCCCUUCUAUGUAUCCGAAACUUCCCAGACUUUGUUGAGCAUUUCGUGGCCGACCAGUGGGGUGCCCGGCCGAGAUCCCGACCCGAUAUAUGAUAGUACAG
Rhodofomes roseus is the source of this 2388-nucleotide messenger RNA. RefSeq lists its product as uncharacterized. The transcript is spliced from 5 exons. The coding region runs from base 59 to 2005 and encodes 648 amino acids. The record is from RefSeq and is a predicted model, not a curated record. Lineage: Eukaryota; Fungi; Basidiomycota; Agaricomycetes; Polyporales; Fomitopsidaceae.